AUCUCAAGCUUCAGAUAGCGGAGAUUUGGGUAACGGGAGCCCAUCACUAACAUGAACAACAAAGGGAGUCAGCUGUUGGUCAUCGCACUUCUUGCAGUUGUAUCAUCAGUGUAAUUCGAAGCUGUAUAGAUAACGUACAAACGCCUGAAGUUGAGAAAAGUGUUUUGUAACUUGGUUGACGUUGACAGCAGACAUCCGUUUUAUCAAGACAUCAUCACAUGCUCAUAACAAUAAACAACACAACAGACGCGGCAUAUCUGCGGAGUGACGAGCUAGCAGGCUAACUAGCUCGUCAAGAAGACAGAAGACAUGAGCAACCUUGUAUUUUGGAACCAGCUGCAGGCUGGCAGCUCCGAAGUAGAUUGGUGUGAGGGAAAUUACCUGAUUUAUCCAGGGAUUGCGGAGUUUUACAACACGAUCAGCAACGUAUUGUUUUUUAUUUUGCCACCUAUUUUAAUGUGCUUGUUUCGCCAGUACGCCACGCAUUUCAACAGUGGGAUAUAUCUAAUAUGGACCCUGCUGGUUGUGGUCGGUAUCGGAUCCACGUACUUCCACGCCACCCUGAGCUUCCUGGGCCAGAUGCUGGACGAGCUGGCUAUCCUCUGGGUGCUGAUGUGUGCCAUCGGCAUGUGGUUUCCCAAGAGAUACCUGCCAAAGAUCUUUCGCAAAGACAGGUCCCGCUUUAAAGUGGUCAUCGGCAUUCUCUCAGGGGUCACCACCUGCUUGGCUUUUGUCAAGCCUGCCAUUAACUCCAUUUCCUUGAUGACCCUGGGCAUCCCUUGCACUGCACUGCUCAUCACAGAACUCAAGAGGUGUGAGAAUCUGCGUGUGUUCAAGCUGGGGCUGCUGUCAGGGCUGUGGUGGACCCUCGCCCUGCUCUGCUGGAUCAGCGACCGGAUCUUCUGCGAGAUGUGGUCCUCCGUCAACUUCCCCUACUUGCACUGCGCAUGGCACAUUCUCAUCUGCCUGGCCUCCUACCAGGGCUGUGUGUGUUUCGCCUACUUCGACGCUGCCGCGGAGGCGCCCGAGCAGGGGCCUGUCAUUAAGUUCUGGCCCAACGAGAAGUGGGCCUUCAUCGGGGUGCCCUACGUCUCCCUGCUGUGUGUCCACAAAAAGUCCUCCAUUAAGGUGACGUAACGGGACCCGCUGAGGACUCCUAGUGCCGCGACGAAUCUCUUUUUAAACGAACGCAAGUUGCCCCGAAGCACAGGGGUGUGGAGGGCAGUGAAUGUGUAGCAGUUCCAUUGAGGGACUCUGAAGGAUGCUCUCUGAAGGAUGUGUUGUUAUCGAAUGAAGGCUUAAAAUGUUUUCUAUGUAUCAUGUCAGGAUUUGCUCCACUGGUGACUUGAGUGGGACCACGGUAUGAGCUCUGGAGUGAACAAUGUUGAUGUCAAUGCAAACCUAAAGAUUGCUCAGUGCUUCCACCUGUGAACAGUCAGAAGCUCAUUCAUUGACACUCCUGCAAUAAUAAUUAUCUGGUAAUUUCAAAACAGCUCUUUCUGGUGGAACUUUACAUUUCCGCUGUCCAGCACAAGCAUUUCUGCUGUUUAACACCCACUCUGUAAAGGAGGUGUAUUUACUUUUCAUUUAAUUAGUUAGAUUAAUUAGUCAGAUUUUAGUAGUAGUUAAUCUGGAAUUUUAUGAGUUAUCAAGAAUGUUAACUUAUGCUUUUUAAUGGUUCCGGAACAAAAAAUAGAGGCCUCUGUUUUUUUUUUUUUUACCAAAUUCAUUGCUCAGGUUCUGCCAAUUACCAUGUUUUGUAACUCGAGUAUCAAAGACUAACCAGUGGAUUGGCCUGUGCCACCAAUAUCAUGCUUUUAAAUCAGGUGUCAUCUGUUUACGAAUACACAGUGGCUGGUCAGAUGCCUGCCUAUCAAGCCUACAAAGUUGGUUGAACAAUGGACAGAUUAAACAAUUGAGUGGCUGAGAUAAGUGCAAGCAAUUAUAUUUUUUGCACCUCAAUAUUCCCAAAGGGGUGCAACUGUCUUUCAUUUGACAUGGUGUAAAUUGUGUUUUCCACUGUUCUUGAGCCAUAAGGAAUAACAGUGAUUAUUUUUAUGUUUAAAGGGAAAAUAUAUUCUACAAUGCAACUUAAUUUAUUGCUUUGACUUUUUCAUGUGUACAUCAUGUGACUGGCUUUUGUGCCGUUGUAAGUUAUUUGGACUGGGAGAGAGGCGUGUUACCCUGGGAAGGCACAGUCACUGGCUACUUGUUCACCGUUUCACCUUUUGUGUUAUUCUGCAAAAGCCAGCCGUUUGAGUCUGAAAAUGUUUGCUGUAUUUAGUAGUCAGCACUCAUUUGGUUUAAAUGUAAAAGGUAUGCAAAGCGCUGAGCGCACAUGAGGGCCCUUCGAGCAGCUGGUUUACAUGGCAUCACUUAAUAUGUACAGCUGUACCCCUCUGUUUUACGUUCUGCUGAGCGACGAGCACUUGGAGGGACUAAGAAAUGGGUUUACUUUUUUUAAACCCUCGCAGCGAGGAGAUGUCACAGGAGACGUUGUGGUAGACUUCCCUGCAGGUAUGAGCAGGAGUGGGACGAACAGCAGACUUUACCUGUUCAACCUCCCCUGCACCCUUCUGUGUACAGCUAUGCCAGGAAAACGGGCCAAAGGCUGUGAUCUCUUUGUCUCUCUCUCUCUGUGGUGAAGACUCAUUGGUAGGUUGCACAGAAACUAUUUAUUUUCAUCAUUU
Molecule: messenger RNA, 2690 nt
Organism: Megalops cyprinoides (Indo-Pacific tarpon)
Lineage: Eukaryota; Metazoa; Chordata; Actinopteri; Elopiformes; Megalopidae
Gene: acer2
Product: alkaline ceramidase 2
Exons: 6
Coding region: 310-1137 (275 amino acids)
Biological process (GO): ceramide metabolic process
Cellular component (GO): membrane
Molecular function (GO): hydrolase activity, acting on carbon-nitrogen (but not peptide) bonds, in linear amides
Source: RefSeq, a predicted model, not a curated record